CCCCACAACACAAACUCCUUCACUUGCACCAUUUUCUAGUGUGCUCGUGUGCCUUUCCAAUUUUUAUAACACAUUCUCUCUCUCUCUCUCUCUCUCUCUCUCUCUCUCUCUCUCUCUCUCUGCCAUGGCAUCUGCGGCUGGGACUGGCUCGCCCUGCGGCGCAUGCAAGUUUCUGAGGAGAAAGUGCGCUUCAGAUUGCAUCUUUGCGCCUUAUUUUUGCUCGGAGCAAGGCCCGGCAAGAUUUGCAGCCAUUCACAAGGUGUUUGGUGCGAGUAAUGUCUCCAAGCUUUUGUUACACGUCCCAGUUCAUGACCGGUGUGAGGCUGUUGUCACAAUUGCCUAUGAAGCUCAGGCACGGAUUAGAGACCCCGUUUAUGGAUGUGUAGCUCACAUUUUCGCCUUGCAACAACAGGUGGCGUGCUUGCAAGCGCAAUUGAUGCAAGUGAAGGCACAACUAGCUCAAAGCCUGGUUGAUUCCCGGAACAUAGAGAGUCAGUGGGCAGGGAAUGUUGGUGGGGUGCCAACGGGGCCAACUUUUCCGACGACUUACAUGAAUCCCAUUUCCCCUCAGAGCUCGCUCGAGUCAAUUGACCAUAGCAAUGAUGGAAUGAACAUGCAAGAAAUACAAAGCUUCAGAGAGGAUUGCUUGUUCCAGCCUUGUUGUAAGAAAAGACCAUUUAACAGUGACUUGGGUGAGCUUCAAGCACUGGCCCUUCGAAUGAUGAGGAACUAAAUUCAUCAUGUCUCUUAAUUUGAAGCAUAUGAUGUUGAUUUUCAUGAUGAUGAGGAUGAUCUUAUAUAUAUAUAUAUGCCCAAUGCUGUAUAUACUUUGAUACUAGCUAUCUAAGAAACUUGGUAUGUCUGCAGAGCCUACAAUUACUAGGCAAUCUUUUUUCUUUCUCAAUCGUCAAAAAUCAUUUUCAACAA
Messenger RNA from Alnus glutinosa, 927 nucleotides. RefSeq names its product LOB domain-containing protein 16. Gene Ontology annotation, biological process: positive regulation of DNA-templated transcription; hormone-mediated signaling pathway. Gene Ontology annotation, cellular component: nucleus. The transcript is spliced from 2 exons. The record is from RefSeq and is a predicted model, not a curated record. NCBI's taxonomy places the organism in Eukaryota, Viridiplantae, Streptophyta, Magnoliopsida, Fagales, Betulaceae. The coding region runs from base 125 to 733 and encodes 202 amino acids.